AUGACGCUUAGCACCACCUUUGCCCAAGCCUUUACCUCCUUUGCCGCGACCGGACAUUCUCGGUUGUCUGAAUUAUCGUCAAGGUUUGAAAAGGGAAAGGUCUCGCACUAUGUUAAAUUACUGCAGAACAGAACUCACUUUUCAAUCUAUACCCUUCAAUCUGACCUCUCGGGAAACAUUAUUUCUUGUAUUUACAUAGAUUUGUUCUUAGUAAAAGGACAACAAAAGAAUAUUAUAAUUUUCUUUCGCCCCAGUGUUUAUUGUAAGGCAUGCAUAUCAAAGCAGGGUGUCUCCGAAGCCGAACCAAUCAGAAAUGCAUAAAUUCUUAAAUAUCCAAUCGGCUUGCGACAGCCUCCUGAUAAAUCGCGGCCAUAAAAAUUGCCAAGCUUUCACAUAGAGCCUUUAAUCUUCUGAACAUCAGUUUCACAGUCAUGGCCCGAACCAAGCAAACAGCGAGAAAGUCCACCGGAGGAAAAGCGCCUCGUAAACAGCUGGCUACUAAGGCAGCUCGAAAGAGCGCUCCUGCUACUGGUGGCGUGAAAAAACCGCACCGUUACAGGCCAGGAACAGUGGCCCUCAGAGAGAUCCGUCGUUAUCAGAAGUCCACCGAGUUGCUGAUUCGCAAGUUACCGUUUCAGCGUCUUGUUCGAGAAAUCGCUCAGGAUUUCAAGACCGACUUGCGCUUUCAAAGCUCAGCCGUGCUGGCUCUUCAAGAGGCUAGCGAAGCCUACCUGGUCGGUCUUUUCGAGGACACCAACCUUUGCGCCAUUCACGCUAAACGUGUCACCAUCAUGCCUAAAGAUAUCCAGUUGGCUCGCAGGAUCCGGGGCGAACGUGCAUAACAGCUCAGCUCGGUUCUGACAAUCUCACAUUACAAACGGCUCCUUUAGGAGCCACCACCUGACAAUAAAGGUUAAUGGCCAAUAAACUGCUUCUUACCUUGUCUCUACUUAUUUCUUUAUUAGUUACUAGUGAAAUGAGACAGAAAUAAUUCUCAUACUCCACGCCGUUACAAGUGUUUCGCGAUAAGGACACAGUAGAGUACUAGUAUCUCUAAGCUUACCAAAAAAUUAGUGAUUGCGCCCAACAACUCCUUAUUCGUUCAGUUAAUCUCUCUACGUGUCUUCCUAAGUUGACGUUUACAAUCCAUCUCAUUUUCAAAGAACUUAGCAAACAUCUUAGAGGUAACAGAUCUAUCGCGAUCAGUAGUAACUGAUCCCUCUGCGGUCCGCUAUAACAACUUAAGAAAAGAGUUGCACAAGUAACCAACAUUAACUAUCGCUGUGGAGACUAUAACGAGACAUGUCUGUCAAAAGCACCCAGAAGAAAACUUCUAAACAGCCGGCCGAACACCCUAAGUAUGCAGAAAUGAUCAUACAAGCCCUUCACGCCCUGAAAGAUCGUAAUGGUUCUUCGCGUCAGGCUGUCGACAAGUACGUUAAGAACCAUUUCAAAGUGGGAGACAAAGCAAGUCAUGUUAUUAAACACUUAUGUUCGAGAAAUGCAUGCAACGGCGAAAAUGGCGAAACUGGCGAAAAAUCGCCAGCCGCUGGCGAUUUGAAUUUUUGGAAAAUGCCAAAUGGCAAAAUGGCAAAAAUCACCAGCCUCUGGCGAUUUGAAUUGCUGGCGAUUUUGGCCCCUUGAAAAUGAUUUUGGCCGAUUUUGGCAAAAAUGCAAUGCAAUGGCAAAAAUGGCAAAAAAUCACCAGCCUCUGGCGAUUUGAAUUGGAUGCCAAAAGUGGCCCCUUGGAGGCUGGCGAUUUUGGCGAAAUUGGCGAUUUUGGCAAAAAUUGCCAUGCAUGCAAUGGCAAAAAUGGCAAAAAAUCACCAGCCUCUGGCGAUUUGAAUUGGAUGCCAAAAGUGGCUCCUUGGAGGCUGGCGAUUUUGGCGAAAAUGGCGAUUUUGGCAAAAAUCGCCAGAGGACUGGCGAUAUGUGGCAAAAUAUUCUAAUUGGAUGCCAAAAGUGGCCCCCUCAAAGUAGAUAACUAAAGAGGUCCUUAUAACUGUGAGGCAACAGUGCUAAAAAAAAGUUCAAAUUACUCUCCUAAUAAGAGGCCCCAAUAACUGUGAGGCAACAUUUAUCAAAUACAACUGAAUCAAAUAUAUGACAAAACAGCUUUACCUAACGGUCAAACAACAUUAUUUUAUCAAAUACAACUGAACCAAAUAUAUCUGAAAACAACAAAUGGAAGUCGUUUCACUUAAGCUAAUAUGUAUUUGUGCCAUGUACUUCACAGGUUAAGUAAACAUUUCCUUACUUUCGAUGUCGCUUGACUUACCAAAAGUGACGUGAUACGCUGAAAUAUCACACUAGCAUCAUUUGCUUUUGUAUGGUUCAUUCCUUUCAAAGACUUACAAGUCCACUAAUUACUCGAGGAGAGAACUACCAAGUCCUUGAAAUCAUAAUAAUUCCUUGCCAUGGACACUCUAACUUUUGAGGUUCGAUGUAGACCUUAACAAUGCUCACUGGUUACAAUUCUCUUCGCAUUGGUUCCAUUAAAUUGUGAGGCAGCCAUAAAUCAAAAGCGAUUGCGAAACGCAUGGUUCCUGGCUAAAAGAUGCUUUCACGAUAACCAGUGUGUGCCCUUCAUUCUUUUUUGGUUCUCCACUAUACACAUUAUCUUCUUCCGUCGUUUUAAACUCUUCACUUUCUUCUCGCACUUACUUGUUUCGCUCUUUAGAGAAACGGUCCCCUAAAAGUAGCGAAAGCCGAAAUGUCCAGCAGCUUGCAUGCGCCAUUUUGAAAUGUGUGAAUUCGCUUAUUUCCAAUUUAUGUAAACAUGCACGAAAUGUCACUUGUGCCCCAUACUUCACCGCAUUUAUUGGACAUAAACAUUGGAUCAAAGUAAUAACUUGUUUGUCUCUUUCAUAAAACAUAUCCCAUUCAAACUAAUUCUGUAUCUUUUCAUUCAACUAGAUAUAUGAAAAGAGAGUGUACAUGUUUGUUUCGUUCUUAAAAAAUGUGUCCCAUUAUUGCUUUAUGAGGUGGGGCCAGAAAUUUAGAAAAUGUAUUGUUUUUUUGCGCUGAGACCACCGAACCAAUUCUCAGUACAGUAUGUGUUCCAUUCAAUUGCUAAUGCUAAUGCUCGUCGAAACACGUCACCCGGCCUUUUUACCUUCUAUUUUAACAAUUGCCUGAGAGUCCCUGUGAACGACAUUAAUCGUUUUGCUUACAUAGAGUGACCACCAAAGUCGGCUGGGAAUGACACUAAUCGUUUCUACUUACAUAGAGUAGUUAUCCAAAAUCGACUAUUUCAACAUGGCCGCCGCGUCUAUAUAACAACUAGUAAACCUUACACGUUCAUGUUCUGUGAAACUGCAAUGAACCAGCUCGUUUAUAUAUACUUGUACGAUUGAACGCCAUUAUAACAAACAGGAUGGAUAUACAAGGCAAUACGGACCAUCUAAUUAUCUGAAUGCGUAGCCAAGAAUCAACCUGGAUUCCUCAUAACAACUAAUGUUGAACGGUCGCUAUUCAAACAAUGCCUACAAGCCUGGAAAAUUAAGGAUACCUAUCUUGGAUUUUUUGGUAAGAAAGUUGCCAUGAACAUUACGAAGAUUACCAUUUACUGAUAAUCGAAUACAACUCGUUGGCCAUUCGAUUUGAAUUGAGCAAGAAAUUAGUUAUAAGUGGUAAUUCCCGACCAAACACUCUUGUCUGGGACGAAUUUCAAAUCACAAGAGAUUAUCAAUAAAACAGAUUAAUGACACUUAAGUUACAGUAGCGUUGUCAUUAUUAGUAUACAAUUAUACUAUUGGAAACAUUUUUAUAUUAAUAUGUGGUUAACUAUUUGGCAAUUAAUAGCCAUUUCAAAAGGGACCCUUUGCUAUGUCAUUUUAAUUUGUCUUGACAAAUUAGGUAUUUCAUCCAGUAAUUGCCAUUUCUGCCAAAACACGUUUUAAGAACGAGGCCAACAUGCACUCUAUAUUUUUUUUUUAUUUGUGGUUGAUGAAAAGAUACAGAAUUAUUGCACGCCAUUUUCGCCAAAAUCGUCACUUUCCAAAGGGCCCCUUUGCCAUCUCAUUUGCAUUUUUACUUAUAAUUUGGUGAUUUCGGCGAUUAAUCGCCAUUUCCGCCAUUUUCGCCAAAUACGCCAUUUUCACCAAUAUCGCCACUUUCCAAAGGGCCCCUUUGCCAUCUCAUUUGAAUUUUUGUUUACAGUUUGGCGAUUUUGGCGAAUUAAGCGCCAUUUCUGCCAUUUUCGCCGAAAUCGCCACUUUGCAAAGGGCCCCUUUGCCAUCUCAUUUGAAUUUUUGUUACAGUUUGGCGAUUUUGGCGAUUAAGCGCCAUUUCUGCCAUUUUCGCCAAAUACGCCAUUUUCGCCGAAAUCGCCACUUUGCAAAGGGCGCCUUUGCCAUCUCAUUUGAAUUUUUGUUACAGUUUGGCGAUUUUGGCGAUAAGGCGCUAUUUCUGCCAUUUUCGCCGAAAUCGCCACUUUCCAAAGGGCCCCUUUGCCAUCUCAUUUGAAUUUUUGUUUAUAGUUUGGCGAUUUUGGCGAUUAGGCGCCAUUUCUGCCAUUUUCGCCAAAUGCGCCAUUUUCGCCGAAAUCGCCACUUUCCAAACGGUCCCUUUGCCAUCUCAUUUGAAUUUUUGUGUACAGUUUGGCGAUUUUGACGAUUAAGCGCCAUUUCUGCCAUUUUCGCCAAAUACGCCAUUUUUGCCGAAAUCGCCACUUUCCAAAGGGUCCCUUUGCCAUCUCAUUUGAAUUUUUGUUUACAGUUUGGCGAUUUUGACGAUUAAGCGCCAUUUCUGCCAUUUUCGCCAAAUACGCCAUUUUUGCCGAAAUCGCCACUUUCCAAAGGGUCCCUUUGCCAACUCAUUUGAAUUUCUGUUUACAGUUUGGCGAUUUUGGCGAUUAAUUGCCAUUUCUGCCAUUUUCGCCAAAAUCGCCACUUUGCAAAGAGCCCCUUUGCCAUCUCAUUUGAAUUUUUCUUUAUAGUUGGGCGAUUUUGGCGAUUAAUUGCCAUUUCUGCCAUUUUCGCCAAAUACGCCAUUUUCGCCAAAAUCGCCACUUUGCAAAGGGCCCCUUUGCCAUCUCAUUUGAAUUUUUGUUUAUAGUUUGGCGAUUUUGGCGAUUAAUUGCCAUUUCUGCCAUUUUCGCCAAUGCGUGCAUUUCUGGACAUAUCUCUUAUUAAAAUGGCUCUUAAGAGAGCCGUGGAGAGUGGUCAAUUUAUCAACACCAAAGGGUCCGGAGCUUCAGGUUCUUUCAAGGUCAACAAAGAAGUAAAGAAAGCAAAGGCAGCCAAAGACCCGGCGAAGAAGACCAAAACCGCCGAUCCAGCCAACAAACCAAAAAUAAAGAAGGUCGCCGGGAAGGAAAAGACCGCCCACAAACCAGCCGAGAAAACCAAGAAAUCGCCGGGUAAGAAAGUUUCCAGUAGCAAGAAGAAGACACCUCUCGUGCCAAAGAAGACUGCCACAAAGAAGCCGUUGCCUAAGAAAGCGAAAGAAAGCAAAGCCUCGGUUAAAAAA
Messenger RNA from Porites lobata, 5472 nucleotides. The record is from the annotation of a GenBank genome assembly. Lineage: Eukaryota; Metazoa; Cnidaria; Anthozoa; Scleractinia; Poritidae.